This is a messenger RNA of Anneissia japonica, 2766 nucleotides long. RefSeq lists its product as uncharacterized. Gene Ontology annotation, cellular component: extracellular region. The record is from RefSeq and is a predicted model, not a curated record. Gene Ontology annotation, molecular function: cytokine activity. Bases 486 to 1112 code for a protein of 208 amino acids. The transcript is spliced from 2 exons. NCBI's taxonomy places the organism in Eukaryota, Metazoa, Echinodermata, Crinoidea, Comatulida, Comatulidae.
UCGUAUAACAAUUAUCUUUAUCCAUGUGAUAAAUGUCAACAAAAGUGGUGGAAUACAGCAGAACGUUAGUCAUAAAUUCCCCUAUUGCUGGAAUAAAAGUCCCGUUCUACGUAGCAAAUACUAUGCAUAAUUAUUAAACAUGUUCCUUGUCCUAAAAUAAACUGAUGAGUUACUUGUAGUGUACGAUAUUGAGGGCGCUUUUACAUCCUUGUACAGCAGGCCAAACAGUACAAUCCUACAGUAUAGUACAAAUCCUUCGUUGCGCUCCGCAAACGCGGAAAUCAUUGUGAUCACAUGUCUUAAAUAUCGCAUAUGUCUAAAAAUAAUUCUGGGAAACGCCUUCGUCUGGUAAUAAAACAAGCGAAACUCUCUGACAUCUUCAUUAAUCGAUUGGACUCGCAACUAUAAACUAGGAGACUUAGUUAUAUAUUUUUAGUUCUAAACUAUUAUUUAAAAUAGCAAUUUUUGAUUUCAUAAAUCUAAUUAUGAAUAAAGGUAAAAUGUAUUCUAACUUCAACAAAAGUGCUUUAUGCGCCGUACUUGUAUUUCUGUCAGCAGUAUAUGGGAGCCCACUGUCGAGGAUGAGACGCUCAUCGACGUCUUCUAGCCAACAAGACGGGCCUUUCAGCAGGUGCUCCAACACAUCGUCGUUAACUUACCCACAACUGUAUUAUCCUGCGACAACGACUGUUCCCGUCCAUGCGUUUGAUACGAGUCUACUUUCACAAACUAACUACAAUACGGAGAGCGAGAUCCCACACAAAGAAUGUCCGUACAACAAGGUGCCAACUGACUAUAGUUUAUCUGAGUCUGGUCUCUGUCCGUUUGACUUUUAUGAAGACUACCAAGCUGAUCGUAUUCCAGCCACAAUUAUGAAAGCAAGGUGCCGACCGACCUGUACCACCUGCAUCGACCCCUUCGACAACACGCAGACGUCGACGUUGGGAUGUGAAGAAGUCAUGUACACAAUGAAAGCCAUGAGGAAAGUUGGCUGUGAGGGAAGUGUGUUCCAAUUUGAACAGUACGAUGAAAUCUUUCCGGUUGCCUGUAUUUGCCAAAGAACCGUGAGACCGUCGACCAACCCGGGUCCAGGUGGCCUACCACCAAAUUAAACGAUCGUCUACACGUCUGUUUAUCAUGGAAGUAAUUCAUUAAGGAGAGAUUAUUAUGGAAGUGUGUGUUAGCUGAAACCUUGAUUAUACAGAGUAUAUUUAUUUAUGCAGAGUAUUAUUAUUUAUAUAAAUACAAUUUUUAUAUUUGUUUUUCCAAUAACUGACGAUACGUGGUAUAUAAUGUGUGUUAAAUGUAAAUAUCAAAUAUAAAUAAAUAUAUUUAAUAAAUAUUUAUCUUUUACAUUAAAACUCAAAAUUGCAUUCAUUUUAGAACGCCAGUAAUCUUAAUUUAUAUUUAUUAUAACUAUUUAAUUUAGGAUAUAUUUUAUUUAAGUUGUUACGAUAUUUCAAUUGCGGAUAAAUCCGUAUUGUAAUAUAGUAUAUUAUUAUGGCUCAAAAGAGCCGAAGCUGAGGGGAUAUUUGUGUGGCACACGUGUCGAGUGAUACGUGUAAUGUGUUCAUGUGCAUUUUACACAUGACGCAAAUAAUCCCUAUCGGGACAUACUCGCUGUUGUAAGCAGUUUGAACAUUUUCAAGUAUCUACUAUGUAGAGAAUGAAUUUAUUGGUAACGCAUGACCAAGUGGUCACAUGCCCUUUUUUUUAUUAAGUACAUACGCAAAAAUUAUUUAUAUCAUAUUACAUUAUAAUAUAUAAUGCCUUUUAUAUUUCGACACAAAUAUGCCAAAUAUAUUAUUUAUUCUCCUUUUAGGAGUGAUCUGAAAUUGUACAUAAUUAUUAAUACGAAUUAUAGACGUGAAUGACGUUACAGUAGGCCUCAUUCAAACUUGGUUCUAAAAUUUUGGAGUUAAGACUAUAGUAUACGAAUUUAUCAAAUGCUAUUAUAAAGUUUAAUUAUUUUAUAUUUUCAAAUUUAAUGCAUAUAUGCCAAAUGAAUCAUGUAUUCCUAUUAUAUAAGUGACCUUAAAUUGUACAUAUUAUAUUCAUACAAAUUAUAGACACUGUCAAAAGUGCUUGCCAGCGGAUUAUAUUCAACCAAAGGCCUAAAGUUUUAGAGUUACGAAAGCUUACAAAUUUACCAAAUUUUAAUAUAUAUUUUACGUAGAAUUGUAGAUAAUGUAACGUAUUUAUACAUUGUAUAUAGAAAUCUAAAAACAAUGAAAUCUAUAUUCAAUCAUUGGCCUAAAAGUUGUUAAGGAAGUUUACGAAUUGAUUAAAUAUUUGUUGUAAUAUAAUUAUAAAUGUAAUAUAUCAAAAUUAUAUUUAGUUUUGGUAAUUAAGUUAUUUACAUACAAAUAAAGUUAUUUAUUACGGUAGGCUACUUAAGUUAUUUGAUCCAUUUGUUAGGAAAUUGUAGGUUUGAAUCAAUUUCUUUCAGGAUUUAAGGGGAAUUUAGCAAUAGUGAAAUAUUUGUGAUAAUCACAGAACUAUAAAUAGAAACUUAGCAUGGCAGAGAACUAUAUAUUAACAUACAACCAAAUUAUUUUCUGAAAGCUGUAUAGGAAUUAGAGGCUUAAUAUUUCAAAUACCGGCAGCAAUUUGUAUAGAAUAGAACAGAAAGUAGGCCGAAAGUUUUUAGAAAAGGUGUGAAUAAACAAACUGAUUGUUAAAAUUAUAGAUUGUACUUACAAAAUAGAUACUUGCUAAAGUUAUUAUUGUCGCUUUUGCAAAAUAAACUAUUAUAAUAAUACCUUC